Messenger RNA from Electrophorus electricus (electric eel), 997 nucleotides. RefSeq names its product phosphatidylinositol-specific phospholipase C, X domain containing 2 (gene plcxd2). The record is from RefSeq and is a predicted model, not a curated record. Lineage: Eukaryota; Metazoa; Chordata; Actinopteri; Gymnotiformes; Gymnotidae. Gene Ontology annotation, biological process: lipid metabolic process. Gene Ontology annotation, molecular function: phosphoric diester hydrolase activity.
CUGGUAUGCUGUGGUGAAGAAGCCCGCGGUCAACAUGAAGACGAGACCAGCCGGAUCUGGGGGCCAUGCGGACUGGAUGGGCUCUCUGUGUCCUGCUCUCACAUCUCUGCCUCUUAAGUAUCUAGCAGUGCCAGGAUCCCACGACUCCUUCAGCUUUUGGAUGGAUGAACAGGCUCCGGUCGCUCCAGAUCAGAAGCCAGCCGUCAGGCGCCUGGCUACGGUGUUCCGCCUCCUGGCCAGGAAGGUGAUGAAGAAGUGGUCUGUGACCCAGAACCUCACCUUCCGCGAACAGCUGGAGGGAGGCAUCCGCUACUUUGACCUCCGUGUCUCGUCCAGGCCGGGUGAGGACAGUCACGAGGUCUACUUCAUCCACGGUCUGUUCGGUCACAAGGUGCGCGACGGCCUCGCCGACAUCGACGCCUUCCUGGAUUCCCACCACAAGGAGGUUGUUUUCCUGGACUUCAACCACCACUACGCCAUGGAGGAAGCCCACCACCACUAUCUCCUCUGCAUGCUGACGGAGGUGUUUGGGUCCAAGCUCUGCAGGACCAGUGUGGUGGAGGACAUCACUCUGGACUAUCUCUGGGACAGGAAGUUUCAGGUCCUGGUGUUUUAUCAUCACCUUUGGGCUGAGGGCAGCCCCCUCAUGUGGCCGGGGGCCAAGAUAGCGGCCCCGUGGGCCAACACCACUGACACGGCCAAGCUCAUCCAGUUCCUGGAGACCACGCUGGGCGAGCGGCCCAAGCACGGCACGUUCCACGUGUCCCAGGCCGUCCUCACGCCCUGCCUCAGCACCGUCAUCAGGGGCCUGCUCGGGGGUCUGCGCAAGUACCUGGUGGAGAAGAACCUGCCGACCAUAAUGACAUGGGUGGAAGCACAGAAACCAGGUGUGAGUGGUGUGAACAUUAUCACGUCAGACUUCGUGGAGCUGGUGGACUUUGCUAACACUGUGAUCCGGCUCAAUGACCUCCUCCUCUCCAAACGGGCAGUCACAUGA